CUGAUAAGAUUAUUUAUGGCAGAUAACACUUGUUGCAAAUACAGGCCCAAUUCCUUCAGUGAAGGAGACCUAUUUUUUUGUUGUGGAUUUUGUUAUAUGGGAGUAGCGAGCGGCUGAGAAAAACUCUCAGCUUGUCAGUCGUUCAGCCUGUUAAUUUCAGCUGUCUCCUGUUCAUUUGCAGGGCCGGGUAGGUCAUUUGAAUAACAUGGGGACUCUGAGACUCUGACUGAGCGGCUGACGCCUGCUGCAUGGAGUGCCAAGCGAUGUGGCGCAAGCAGCUGAAGCCGAAUAGGCAUCCAGAUGCCUGUGAGAUUAUAUCACCAACUUGUAUUUUUCAACAGAUUCAAAUAUUUCACUUCUGCUUGUCAUGGCACCGUAUAGUUACUUGACCCCUUACCUUAGAGUGUCGAUUAUUAACUGGGAGCAAACAGACCUUGGUAUAAUAUGAUUUCCUUUAUUUUUCUUGUAAGAUUUAUUUUGAUUGUCAGGAUUUCAGACCUGUUUCAUAGCUCCUUUUUCUUACCAGAAAGGUAAUAUUAUGUUCCUUCUCUUCACCUGAAUCUGAAGUGGAUCCUUUGAAUGACAUUGUACUCUCUGCUUGGUAUCACUUAGGGUGAAAUUACAUGAGAAGUUUGAACUGCUAUAAUGGCUGCGUGGUGCUCAGAAGAGGCAUCCUGGUUCCCUCUCUUUCUUAGCCCUGGACACUAUUCCCACAGCUUACUUGGCUGGCUGCUCACCGAAUCUGCUCACUAAACUGGCAGGGAAGUAACCAAGCAAAAAGGUGGCUGUUGCUGAGCUAAUGAGUCAAAUCAUUGCCCAGAGAAGUCUGAUGAGUGCCAAAACGUGGUAAAGGAAGAGGGCAGAGGGUGGAACUGUGGCUACUGAAAACCACAAAGAAAGAGGAAAGAGCAGUGGAAGAGGAGGGAGGAGCAGGAAGAAAGGGAAGUGGUGGCAAGCUGUCAGAUAAACUAAGCUGUUAAAUGUAAAUUUACCUUUACAGAUUAUUUGACACAGUAUGGGGAAACUUUCUUUCCUUUCCUCUGGAGGCUGAAUAGGCCUUUCAAACACUGUUGGCAGAUCAAAGGUCAAUAUGUUAUUACCAUCCGUGAAUAAUGCAAAAAAUAAUCUGGCUCCAAGUUGUAUGAAAUAAUAUUUUUGGGAAGAUAAAAGCUCUUUUUUUGUCAUAUCUUCUCAAAUGUGAAGUUCUUUACUCAGUGACAUCUUUUAAACCUUCUGAUAAAGAAAUAAUGACAUUUCAGCUUAAAACAUUACUUAUAUUCCAGAGUUGAGAUGUAACUUUCCAUAUUUUUGAAGUUAUUUAAAAACAAGCUAAUCUUCAACUAAUGGUACUGCUUAAUUAGAUGUAAUUUCUGAGGCGUCUUUGCAAAUUUCUCUUAGCCUAGCAAGCAGGAUCUUUAGUUUAUUGGGAGAUCCAUUAGUCUCUCUAGAUUUCUCACUGCCCAAAUGCACCUGGAGACUGAUGGCCUGCAAAGGCUAGAGUUGGAUACUAUUUUAAUCAUCGAUUUUAGGAAAACAUUUUUAAAUUUGAAAAUAUUACCGUUGCAUUUAGCCUGUAGGUGAAAUGACUUUUUGAAAAGGCUUUUGAUGCGUAGUGUUGAUCUGGGAAAAGGGGCUUGUCCAGUAAUUUUUCAUUUCAGAAAGUAUUAUGAUAGCUUGCUGCAAGGGGGAUCUAGCUAUAUUGCCAGACUUACAGCCAAUGCAGUAAGGAGACUUCAAGAAGCUGGUUCUUGGGGGUUUGGAUUAGAAACUUAUUCUACAUUUCUUGCUUAUAAUCAUCAUUGAAUUGGACACAAUUAAUUUUGGUGUUUGAAGUAAAAAUCAGGAACACUGCAGCAGUUCUACUUAACUGCUGUCAUCCUUUAAUUUGGUUGGUCUGUUCGCUUAUUUUGUCUAAUGCAGCUCAGGAUUAUAAUCAAAAGUUGUCAUUAUCUCACAGCUGCUCAGUGCUUGUAUGACAAGUUUUACAUUCUUAGUUUCCAGUGGACCAUCAGCAAUGGGGGAAAAACCAAGGAAUGAGUAGCAUGAACAGUAAUCUGUCCUUUCACUGAAGGAACACCACAUGUCAAUAUCUUCUGAAAUGAGAAAGAAGAGUGGUUGCUUAGGAGAUACAAAAUAUACAAGUAUUAGUAUUUAAUUAUCAGAGUCAUUCACUUUUUGGUCAUAAUGCUUAAAGCACUUGACUGGAGCCUGAAGAGAUGGAAAACCUGACAAUCCUCACUAGGCAUUGCAACAAAACCUCUGCAGGGAGUUUUUCAAGAAGUGGAAAACCAAUGAAAGGUGUAAGAAUCCAAUUUUUUUUUGGAUGGAUGAUGGCAACCAAUGAACCUGAAGAAAGCAGAGUGCGCGGGGCUCUGGCUGCCACUGAGGCUGUUCUGGUUUAUCAAGAUGAGCAUUCUUGGAACAUGGGAGUAGCACCUUGGAGGCCUCUGGAAGUCAUUGUGCCAGUUCAUCCAUACUGCAAUUCUAUGGAGGUCAAAUGAAACUACACCACAUAAAUGUUUGUUCCUUAAUGCCUCAAGUUUAAAAGCAGCGAGUCAAGUGAAUACAGCAAUAAAGAAAAGGCAGAAGGUUAAUUUGAAUGGUGAACAUGAUUUCAAACAGCAGAUGUCAGUCUCAGAGAAGCUACAUGACGUUGCCAUGCUUCAAAUUAGUUGAGAUGGUGAUCAUGGCAGGGACCGUGAUGCUGGCUUACUAUUUCGAGUACACGGACACCUUCACGGUCAACGUGCAAGGCUUCUUCUGCUACGAGGGCGCAUACCGAAAGCCCUACCCGGGCCCGGAGGACCGCAGCGCCGUGCCCCCGGUGCUCCUCUACUCGCUGACCGCAGGCGUGCCGGUGCUGGUGAUUAUCGUUGGAGAAACUGCAGUGUUUUGUCUACAGUUAGCUACAAAGGAUUUUGAAAACCAAGAAAAAACAAUAUUAACUGGAGACUGUUGUUAUAUAAAUCCACUGGUGCGCAGGACCAUCAGAUUCCUUGGAAUUUACGCAUUUGGACUGUUUGCUACGGACAUCUUUGUAAAUGCUGGACAAGUAGUAACAGGGAAUCUUGCACCACAUUUUCUUGCACUUUGUAAACCCAACUAUACAGCACUUGGAUGUAAACAAUAUACACAGUUCAUCAGUAGCGUACAUGCCUGUACUGGAAAUCCAGACCUUAUCAUGAAAGCCAGAAAGACAUUUCCAUCCAAAGAAGCAGCACUAAGCAUAUAUGCAGCUAUGUAUCUGGCUAUGUAUAUCACCAACACAGUAAAAGCCAGAGGAACAAGGCUUGCAAAACCUGUUCUGUGUUUGGGCUUAAUGUGCUUGGCUUUCCUUACUGGAAUCAACAGAGUAGCAGAGUAUCGAAAUCACUGGUCAGAUGUAAUAGCAGGAUUUAUAAUCGGAAUAUCUAUAGCAGUAUUUUUGGUUGUUUGUGUGGUAAAUAACUUCAGAGGACGUCAGCCAGAACAUGAACGUUCUCAUAUGGAAAAUCUGGCCCAGAUGCCCAUGAUCAGCAUACCCCGAGUAGAAAGCCCUUUAGAAAAGAACCACAUCACGGCCUUUGCAGAAGUCACAUGAUGUUGACGCUGAUGUAUAUUCACUCCAUUGGACUUCAUCUCUUUUCACAGCCCACACAUGAUAAUUGCAGUGUAUCAAAAAUAAGAAAUUUUUAGAAGUCCUAUUUCUGACUUGAUUUUUACAUCAUUAUAAUGAUACCAACAUUUUGAAGAAUUCUUAAAUAUUAGAACGUCACUUUACUUUCUAGAAAAAAUGUUAACUGUUUACUUUUUGAUGGAAUGGGACAAACUGAGCGCUAAUUAUAUUUAUCUGACAGUACCCUCUAUUUUGGCUUCUCAUUGUUUUUAAUGGUUCAUGUACCUAUUCCAACAGUACUUCAUAUUUUGAUUUGACUUUGAUUUUUAAAAUCUACAUUUUUAAUUCAGCAUGAACUUGUUUCCAUUUAGGGCGAUUUCAGUGUAUAAAAACUAGACAAAUAUUAUGUUCUGUAUGAAAAUGCUGUUUGCACAUUGUAUUACGCUGUAUUCCAUGUAAGAUAUCAUUCAAACAGUAUGUUAUAUGUAAGACUGGUGCUUCUGCUUUUGAAGAGAAAAAAAAUGCCAAUUUUUACUGUAAUAAGUAUUGUAUCAUAAUUAAAAGUUUAUUUAUUUGGAUAUUUUCCUGACAUAAUUGUAGUUGAAUUGUUGUUUUGUAGUUUUUGAAUGUCUUGGAUGAUAUAUAUGUAUCUAGGUUAAAAGAAAUGAAAAUAAUAUAGAAAGUUUGGUCACUGAUAUAUUCUUUAUUACUAAUGUUAUCCCAUGAAAGGUUAAGGGCUCCAUUCUUAGCUCAGCAUAUCUUAUGGGAAGCUGUGCUAUUCAUAAAUUGUUUUAACAAAUUCUUCAAGGCAGCCUGCAUCUGCUCAUGUUUAUUGUACGCCCUGAUACUAUGCUGGGAGAAUGGGUGCUAAGAUAAGAGGGUCACUGGCUUAGUGAGAAAAGUGCAUAUGAGUUCCUACUCUCCAUUUUCAUCUUGGAGCACUCAAGGAAAAACCAAAAUGGCUUCAUUAAUUUUCUUCAGCUGAAGUGACCAGGACAGGCAGACUUUCUCUCUACAGAUCUUUCUAUCUCUGUUUGUGUCUUAGGGCCAUAUUCUUGCAAAAAUAACCCCUGUCAGUCUGUGCAGUGUUGAUGAAUUGAUUUUUUUUUUUUCUUCAGCAUCAGGCAAUAUUACCAUAUCUCUGUUAUCGCUGUGAGUAAUCGAAUUGAGUCUCCCCUUCAAAAGACAGUCUUGCUGACUAUUCAUAGUGAUGUUGUCCUAGAAAAACUGAGCAUCAAAUGGAUCUAAAUACUGUAGAUGCUAAAGGGUUCUCUUAACAUCUACCAGAAAGUUUUCCUCUAGGAACAGCUGAUACGAUGCUAGCGCUAUAGGCACAGUGAGAGUCGUAAUGUUCAGUGCAGGCUGUUGGACGUUCUAGGCCUUACAUUUUCCAUAUUUUCACUGUAUUUCCUGUGCAUUGCUCAUCGUUAGAGGAUGUUUGAAACAUAAGACUGUAGAAUUAGGUAUAUAUUUUCUAUGACAAAUUUUAAUAAAUCCCCACAUAGUCAUCCAGGAAACACUUGCCUUCUACUUUUUAAUUUAAUCUCUGCUUUCACUAAAAUACAACUACCUAAAUAGUGCUUGGCAAACAGGGCAAGGCCAAGUCAUCUUUGAGUGCAAUAGAGCUUAUCUCAUGAAGUUAUUGUGCUAAGAUGAGAAUUAGAGAAUGAGGAAAUAUGCCAGUGGGGAGAGAAGUCCUAGAAUAGAGCCCUUAGCUACAACAGUGUUACUUAGGUGAUUGAAAAUCCACCUUUAUUAGACUAUCAAAUGUGUUUACAAAAUUGUAGUAGGUCCAAAGUUUGUUUAGGCACAUUAGGCACACUUACCCUUCCCUUAGUCUAGCUAUUUAAGGUCCAAGGUACUAAUGAUUUCUCUAUGUGCAGAUUUAAAUGAAAUCUUCACUCAUUUUUGCAUGGUAGAAAACCUGCAUUUUUUAUAUCUGAUUUAUAAGAUUACCAAGAGAUUCUUUUAUGUUAAAAGAGAUUACUCUUUUUCAGUGUACUGUAUAUCAUCAGCUUGUAACUGGUCUCUUUCUCUCUCAGGAUCUUUCCCAGUCAAAUAUUUGGGUAAAAUUUAUCAUAUUAUCUCUGUGAACCAGCAGUGAGAAAACAAGAGAGACACUCUGCUGUAUAAUGUAUUUUUAAAUAAAAUAAUUUUUCAUUCAUA
Messenger RNA from Falco peregrinus (peregrine falcon), 5761 nucleotides. It is a transcript of the gene PLPPR5, whose product is annotated as phospholipid phosphatase related 5. The coding region runs from base 2600 to 3580 and encodes 326 amino acids. The record is from RefSeq and is a predicted model, not a curated record. Gene Ontology annotation, molecular function: phosphatidate phosphatase activity. Gene Ontology annotation, biological process: phospholipid metabolic process; phospholipid dephosphorylation; signal transduction. NCBI's taxonomy places the organism in Eukaryota, Metazoa, Chordata, Aves, Falconiformes, Falconidae. The transcript is spliced from 11 exons.